AUGUCUUGGUUUGGAUCAUCUACUUCUGCUUUACAAUUAGAAUUAGAUAAUAAAAUAUCAGAAGCAACUUCAGAAACAAUUCCCAAUGGAGAAUUGGAUUUAUCAAUAUCAUUAGAAAUUACAGAUUUUAUAAGAUCAAAAAAAUUACCAGCUCAACAAUGUAUGAGAUCAUUGAAAAAAAGAUUAAAUUUAGUUUAUUCAAAUCCAAAUUUAAUUAAAAGUACUUUAAAAUUAAUUGAUUUAUGUAUUAAAAAUUGUGGAUUUCAUUUUUUAGUAGAAAUUAGUUCAAGAGAAUUUAUUGAUUAUCUAGUAGAUUUUAUUUUUAAAAUCCAUUAUAAUUCAAAAGAUCAUUUAGAUGAAGCUAAAAGAGAAGUUAGUCAAUUAAUUUUAAAAUUAAUUAAAUCAUGGGAAUUAGCAUUCCAAAAUCAAUUACAAUUAAAUUAUGUUGAAAAAAAAUAUCAAGAAUUAUUAAAUGAAGGGUUUAAAUUUCCUGAAAUUGAUAAUGUUGUUGAUUCAAAAUAUGUUGAUUCUGAAGUACCACCAGAUUGGAUAGAUUCUGAUUCUUGUAUGAUUUGUUAUACUCCUUUUUCAAUGUUAAAUAGAAAACAUCAUUGUAGAGCUUGUGGUGGAGUUUAUUGUCAAAAUCAUUCAAGUAAUAAUAUUCAAUUAGUUAAUUUAGGUAUAAUGGAACCAGUAAGAGUUUGUGAUAAUUGCUAUGCUAAGAAUAAACAUAAAUCUUCAAAACAUACUGGUGGGAAUAAAGAUAAUUCUGUUGGUGGUGGUGGUAAUGAUGAUGAUGAAGAUGAACAAAUUAAAAAAGCAAUUGAAUUAAGUUUACAAGAUAAUGGUAUAUCGAUUAAACCACCCACAGAAGCACCACCAGUAAUAUCGCAUCAACCACAAGAAGAGGCAGAAGAAGAAGACGAUGAUAUGAAAGCUGCUAUAGCUGCAAGUUUAAAAGAAUAUGAAGCUACUAAACCUAGGUUACAACAUGAACAACUUCCACAAAAUCCAUUUGAAGAAGAAGAAGAAGAUUCUGAUUUAUAUAAUAUAGAUUUCACUUCAUCUAAUUAUCAACAACCACAACAAUCACAACCCCAAUUUUAUAGUCAACCAUCUUAUCAAGCUCCACAACAACAACAACAACAACAACAACUACAACAACAACAGCAAUAUCCACCCAAACCACCACCACAACAAGAUUUAUCACAAUCAGAGGAAGAACAAAUUAAUCUAUUCAUAACAUUAAUGAAUAAUGUACGUAAUGAUUCAAAAAAGCAACAAAAUAUAAUGUAUGAUCAAAAUUUAAGUGAAUUAUAUUCACAAAUUUUAAAAUUAAAACCAAAAGUUAAUAAAUCAUUAAGAGAAUCAAUUGAAAAAUAUAAUCAAUUCUUGGAGAUGAAUAAUAAAUUAAGUACAAUAACAAGAUUAUAUGAUCAAUUUUGGGAAAAAAAAUUAAAUUAUGGUAUAAAUUCAAUGAGUAUAAUUCAACAAAAUACUGGAUAUCCUCAAUUUAAUAAUCAAAACCAAUUUGAUCAACAACAGCAACAACAACAACGACAACAACUUCAAAGUAGAGGAUCGUAUAGUCAACAACAACAACCGCAACAACAUACUGGUCAAUAUAAUCAACAACAACCACAACAUACUGGUCAAUACAAUCAACCAUCAGAACCUCAAUUUGACGAACCAGAGCAAUACCCUCAACAACAACAACAACAACAACAACACCAACAACCACAACAAUAUCCUCCACAACAGCAACAACCUCAAUACUCUCCUCAACAACAACAGUUCUCACCUCAACAACAAUAUAAUCAACCUUCAGAACCUCAAUUUGACCAACCUUCAGAAUUGAAAACAGAAAAUAAAACUCAACAUAAUCAAUCAAUUUAUCCAACUACAGAAAAUUUACCUGAAUCAGAAAGUGAUAAUGAAAAACAACAACAACAACAACAAAAUGAAUAUGUAGAAGUUUCAUUACCAAAUUACCCUCCUCCUGAAGAUAUAAGUAAUGAAUUACCAACUCAAUCAUUUUUACGUCAUGCAACAAGUUCAUUAUCACCAAAUGCUUAUGAAGAUGCAUCUACAAAAUAUCCAAUUUUACAAAAUGUUGAGGAAGAAUUUCAAAGACAAAAUAAAAAUAUUAAUGAAUUACCUACAUUACCUAAUAAUUUAUCACAUUUUAAUGAAGAACAACAACAUCAACAACAAAAGCAAAAAGUGUAUGAGCCUGAGCCUCUUAUCGAUUUAUAG
This is a messenger RNA of Lodderomyces jiufengensis, 2256 nucleotides long. It is a transcript of the gene VPS27, whose product is annotated as ESCRT-0 subunit protein. Lineage: Eukaryota; Fungi; Ascomycota; Pichiomycetes; Serinales; Debaryomycetaceae. Bases 1 to 2256 code for a protein of 751 amino acids. The transcript has a single exon. The record is from RefSeq and is a predicted model, not a curated record. Gene Ontology annotation, molecular function: phosphatidylinositol-3-phosphate binding; metal ion binding; ubiquitin binding. Gene Ontology annotation, biological process: protein transport to vacuole involved in ubiquitin-dependent protein catabolic process via the multivesicular body sorting pathway; protein targeting to vacuole. Gene Ontology annotation, cellular component: ESCRT-0 complex.